UCGAGCUGCAUCACUAAAUAACCUUAAAAUUGUUUUUGGUUGACCAAACAAACUGCACGUGUUUUUUCAUAUAAUUAAUCAAAUGAUGCGAAAUAAAUAGUCUAAAAUGAGUAAGUUAUACGUGCUUUAUGAGCACAGUGCGGGAUUUGCCUUGUUCCGGGUAGCAGAAUUCGAGGAGUUGGCCGCGUUUUUACCGCAGGUGGAAGAAUCUGUGACAGACCUACAACGCUUCAAUUCAGUAGUGACUCUUAUAGCGUUUCAGCCAUUUAAAUCCGCUGUUUUGGCAUUGGAAAAUAUUAACGCCGUGUCUGAAGGCAUACUCCCAGAAGACUUAAAUUUAUUUUUGGAGGGUGCCUUACCAAAACGGAAGAAAAGAGGCAAAUGCACAUUGGGUGUGUCAGAUCCAAAAUUAGGGGCAGCGAUCAGUGAAGCACUAGAAAUACAAUGUUCACACACUGGUGCAGUCCCAGAAAUUAUAAGAGGUAUAAGGUACCACUUCCACUCACUCAUCAAAGGGCUGACUCUGAAGGCAUGCAGCGUGGCACAGCUCGGCCUAGGGCAUUCCUAUUCUCGUGCCAGAGUCAAAUUCAAUGUCCACAGAGUAGACAAUAUGAUUAUACAGUCCAUAGCACUGUUAGAUCAACUGGAUAAGGAUGUCAACACAUUCUCUAUGAGGAUCAGAGAAUGGUAUUCUUACCACUUCCCAGAGCUUGUGAGCAUAGUUCCAGAAAAUUAUUUGUAUACUAAAUGCGCAGAGUUCAUAAAAGAUCGCAAGACACUUUCGGAAGAAUCUGUGGAGCCACUAACAGAGAUACUUGGGGAUUCUGAGAAGGCCCAAGCGAUUAUUGAUGCAUCUAAAAUGUCUAUGGGUAUGGACAUAUCGCCUGUGGAUCUCAUCAAUAUACAGAUGUUUGCUGGGCGUGUGGUAGCACUAAGUAAUUAUAGGAAGCAAAUAGCGGAGUACCUCCAUACAAAAAUGAAUUCAGUAGCACCGAAUUUGACGACUUUGGUCGGCGACCAAGUGGGCGCCCGCCUCAUCUCCAAGGCUGGUUCUCUCACCAGUCUCGCCAAGUAUCCCGCAUCUACACUACAAAUCCUAGGCGCGGAGAAAGCGUUGUUCCGCGCAUUGAAGACUCGCUCGAACACGCCCAAGUAUGGUUUAUUGUACCACUCGACGUUCAUCGGACGCGCCGGCCUCAAAAAUAAGGGCCGCAUCAGUCGGUACCUCGCCAACAAGUGCUCCAUUGCGUCCAGGAUAGAUUGCUUCUCAGAGAGUCUAACCACAGUGUUUGGUGAGAAAUUGCGUCAGCAAGUGGAAGACCGUCUCAAAUUCUAUGAAACGGGCGACAUUCCCAAAAAGAACAUAGAAGUGAUGAAAGAGGCAAUGGAAGAGGUUCAAGCUGCUCAGGAUGCCACCGCCAGUGCCAAGAAAAAGAAAAAGAAGAAGAAGAAGGAACAAGAGACUAUGGAUGAAGACUAGAUGUUACUUAAAUUUAGUUUUAUAUAAGUUUAAUAAAGACCUUGUUCCGUAACG
This is a messenger RNA of Diatraea saccharalis (sugarcane borer), 1534 nucleotides long. The record is from the annotation of a GenBank genome assembly. NCBI's taxonomy places the organism in Eukaryota, Metazoa, Arthropoda, Insecta, Lepidoptera, Crambidae.